Molecule: messenger RNA, 1041 nt
Organism: Cyphellophora attinorum
Lineage: Eukaryota; Fungi; Ascomycota; Eurotiomycetes; Chaetothyriales; Cyphellophoraceae
Product: Alcohol dehydrogenase
Exons: 3
Coding region: 1-1041 (346 amino acids)
Molecular function (GO): oxidoreductase activity; zinc ion binding
Source: RefSeq, a predicted model, not a curated record
AUGGCGACCAUGAAAGCAGCCCAGUUUCACCCCGACUCAAUGAAGAUCAGUCUCGAAACAAUACCAAUACCCGAACCCAAGGCCGAUGAAAUCCUUGUGAAGACAAUCUCAGCAGGACUAUGCCACUCAGACCUUAUGGUUCUAGACGGCUCCCUCCCAGUCCAAUCCACCGUACCUGUCACCAUCGGCCACGAAGCCGUCGGCGAGAUCGUCAGCCUCGGCUCUUCCGUGAAGGGCUUCUCCGUGGGCGACACGAUCGGCUUCCUCAACGCCUGGCACGCCUGCUGGGAGUGCGAGGGCUGUUCGCGGCACUAUGCUCAGUGCUCGGGUGGAGAGUUCAAGAUGCAAGGCUGGGCGCUCGACGGCUUCAUGCAGGAGUACUGCAUCGUGGACCACAAAACAGCAUUCGUGCUUCCCAAAGACCUCGACGCAACGAAAGCAGCGCCCUUGACCUGCGCAGGCAUCACAGCAUUCAACGCAGUACGCCGCCCCAAUCUGAAAGAAGGCCAGUGGCUGGGCGUAGUCGGAUGCGGCGGACUCGGGCAACUGGCAGUCCGCUACGCCAAAGCCCACAACCUCCGCGUGAUCGCAAUCGACAUCGACGACACUAUCCUCUCCCAUGCUACCGCCGCCGGCGUCGAACACACCUUCAACAGCCGCACCACCCCCACACCGGACCUCAUCACCACCGUCAAGUCCCUCACCGGCGGCGGCCUGCACGCCGUCGCCGUCUUCACCGCCGUCAAAGCCGGCUACGCCAUCGCUCCCAAACUCCUUCGCUUGGGCGGCCAACUUGUCUGCGUGGGCUGUCCCGGUGAGGAUGUCGAGAUCAAUGCCAUGAGUGUGGCGUUGAGCAUGUACUCGGUGGUGGGCGCGAAUAAUAUGGCGACGCCAAGCCAAUUGAGGGAGUGUGCGGAGUUUACGGCGAAGCAUGGGAUUGAUCCGCCGAUGCAGUUCUUUAAGAUAGAGCAGAUUGAGGAGAUGGUUGAGAUUAUGGAGAAGGGAAAGCUGGGUGGGAAUCGGUUGGUUGUGCAGUAUUGA